AUGGCCAACAAGGACAAAGAUAUGCCAGAAUUAAAUGAUUCUGGAAGUCCAGAAUUGGCCUCUUUGAAACAACAAAGGGCCACAAUGAAAAGAAACAUUACUUGUUUAGAAAAGAAAAUCGAUAAGGAUGGAGAUACUGCUGAUACAACAAUUUUGCAAUGUCGGCUCGAAAUUUUAGAGUCCUACUUCAAACAGAUUUCCCAUAUUCAAGGGCAAAUUGAAAAAAUAAGUCCUUCCGAUGUCACUAGGAGUGACUUAGAAGAAAUAUAUAUUGCAGCCAAGGCAAAAUUGUUGUCCAUCUUAAACAAAACUCGUAGUUCGACUUCAAUGGAACAAAGUUUCUUCAACACUUCGAUCGGACUUUCCAAUCAAACUCGUUUGCCCUCGUUAAAAUUGCCUCGCUUCGAUGGAAAGUACGCAGAUUAUAAACGAUUUAUCACUACUUUCAAUAAUAUGGUUCAUGAUAAUUCGUCAAUUACGCCAGUAGAUAAAUUCAAUUAUCUGUUAAAUUGUCUUUCUGGUCCAGCCCUAUCAGUUGUGGAACCUUUCCAAGUGACUGAUGAGAAUUACCCGAAGGCCCUUGAUAGGUUGAGGGAGCGGUACGACAACAAAGUACUAAUUUUCUUGGAACACAUUACAACACUUUUCAACAUUCCUGAAAUGUCCAAAGGCGACAGUGUUUCAUUACGUUAUAUCAUAGAUACCGUUUCUGCAAUUCGUGGUUCACUAUUAUCGCUUGGAUCGGAAUUAGACAUUAUGAAUGCUAUUAUAAUUCAUAUUGUUUUAUCGAAGCUGGAUGAUAGUUCUAAACAGAAUUACGAUGAAAAACUAGAUUUUAGAUCAUUGCCCUCAUGGGACACCUGUUAUGACAUCUUGAGUCAUCGAUGUCAAUUUUUGGAAAGUCAUGGAAAGAAAAGUGAACAAAAAAGUAGUUCUACUGGCACAAAGCCAAAAUCAAACUUUUCUCGUAAUGCAAAUACUUUUCUUAGUUCGAAUACAAACACAACUUGUUCGUAUUGUAACAGCUCUGGUCAUCAUCUCGCCAUCUGUUCAUCAUUUUUGUCGCUCGUAGUUUCGGAACGUUUUAAUUUCGUAAAACGUAAUGGGCAUUGCAUAAACUGCCUUCGAAAGGGUCAUUUAGUUUCGAAAUGUCCUUCUAGUAGUCGUUGUAGGGUUUGUCAGUCCGCUCAUCAUACUUCGUUACAUAUUUUCGUUCAACCGGAAUCAGCACCAGUUAAUCCAGCUCCUCCUGAAACAUCUACAAAUAAUGCAACAUCGUUAGUAGCUCGUUCGUUCAAAAGAGCCAUAAUACCAACUGCGGUGGUUCUUAUCAAAGAUAGUUUCGGUUGUUAUCAACCUGUAAGAGUUCUUCUGGAUUCCUGUUCUGAAAUUAACUUCAUUACAGAAGAAACUGCCAAGAAACUUAAACUACGUUUUCUACCAAAUUGUCAAGAUGUUUCUGGAAUAAGUGAAAUUCAAACAAAAAUAAGAUAUUCUGUCGCUGCUACCAUAAAAUCCCGAAUUGGCUCAUUUCAGUGGUCAUCAACAUUUGCUGUAACGAAAUCUAUAUCAGCCCAACAGCCUGGUGAAAAAAUAGAUACAACAAGGUUCACAAUUCCAGAAACCAUACAACUCGCAGACCCGCUUUUCUAUAAGCCCCAACGCAUUGAUUUGUUAAUUAGUACGGAAAUAUUUUUCGAUUUGUUGCUCGAAGGACGCAUUUCGUUAGGACAUGGCAUGCCUUGCCUUGUUAAUACAGUUUUUGGAUGGAUUGUCGGUGGAAAAUUCAACGAUCAAAAAAAUCCCUCGACCCUUACAUGUAAUUUGGCCCUAGAUUCUUCAACUUCAAUUCUUGAUAACACAUUGAGAAAAUUUUGGGAAGUUGAGGAAUAUGUAAGUGGUCCUCAAACAUUUACCAAUGAGGAACAAGCGUGUGAGAAACAUUUCACCGAAAAUGUCCAAAUUAACUCGGACCGAAGAAUUCAAGUUCGGUUACCAUUUAAACAAAAUCCUAAUUGUUUAGGUGAGUCUUUCGAAAUUAGUAAACGAAGAUUUUUGUCGCUCGAACGUAAAUUGGAACGUGAUCCCACUUUAAAAUCUAUGUAUGUCGAUUUUGUGAACGAAUAUUUGGCACUUGGUCAUAUGUCGCUCUAUAAUCGUCCUCUUUCGCAUCCACAUUACAUAAUACCUCAUCAUUGUGUUCUCAAGCCUGAGAGUACAACAACAAAGCUUCGUGUCGUUUUCGAUGGGUCAGCUCGCACAACUUCGAAUCAUUCCUUGAAUGAUAUACUCAUGGUUGGCCCAACUAUACAACAAGAUUUAGUUACCACACUCUUUUCGUUUCGUUUGAAUAGAUUUGCUCUCACUGCAGACAUAUCUAAAAUGUACCGCCAAUUUUUAGUCGAUGAACGUGAUCGUAAAUUUCAAUUGGUUCUUUGGAGAUCCAAUUCAAAAGACAAACUAUGCGUGUUUCAACUAAACACCGUUACGUAUGGGCUCUCAGCAGCACCGUUUUUGGCUAUUCGAAGUUUGUUUUUUAUCGCCGAUCAGCACAGUUCAACUUUUCCCAUUGGUUCAAAGGUACUUCGUGAGGAUUUAUACGUAGAUGAUGUUCUCACUGGCUCUGAUAGUCUCGAAAUCUUAGAACUCAAGAAAUCUGAAAUUAUUAAAAUUCUCAGUAUUCAUGGUCUUCAGCUCGCAAAGUGGAAUAGCAAUUGUCCAGACUUCGUAACCAACAACGACGAAGAAGUUGCCAUUAAAACCACUGAAGAAAAUAUUACAAAAACACUUGGAAUGUCCUGGAAUCCUACUCAGGAUAUAUUUUUGUUUCGCUUUAACUUGCCCGAUGUAAGUAAUCCCACAAAACGUUCAAUUUUAUCGAUAGUAGCAAAAAUUUUCGAUUUGCUUGGUCUCUUGAGCCCUAUUGUAGUUCGUUGUAAAAUGCUGCUCCAAGAGAUGUGGGUCCAGAACAUUGGUUGGGAUGAUCCCCUCAACAAUAGUUUGACAUUGAUGUGGCUCCAAAUUAAAGCAGAUUUGGAACAUAUUCAUGAAAUCACAAUACCUCGAUAUGUUUUUACUUCGGAAAACAUACUCGGCGAAAUACAUGGCUUCGCCGACGCUUCGCAACGCGCAUUUGGAUGCUGUAUUUACUAUCGCGUCUUAGAAAAUGGUUCUUAUAAAACUACCUUGUUAAUCGCCAAAUCGAAGGUGGCUCCAAUAAAAGCACAGUCUUUACCUCGUCUCGAACUAUGCGCGUGCGUAUUACUUAGUAGAACUUGGUCAAAAAUAAAACCAAAAAUCGGAAAAUUUGUAUCUUCUAUAUUCUUUUGGACGGAUUCUAAAAUUGUUUUGCAAUGGCUCAAGAUACAUUCAUCAACCCUUAAUUGUUUUGUAGCAAAUCGUGUCUCAGAGUUACAAGAACAAGCUCAAGACGUUAUAUGGCGGCAUGUGCCAUCAAAAAGUAAUCCAGCCGAUAUUGUGUCUCGUGGUUGUAGCGCUACAGACUUGCCUAGUACAAUUUGGUUUAAUGGUCCCAAAUUUAUUUUCGAAGAUGUUAGUAACUGGCCCGCAAACAUAACUGAUGAAUCCGAUGAAAUUUUGGAAAGAAGAAAAACGGCUCUUAAAUGCACUACAAAUGACAUCACCGAUCGACGUGGCCUACCGCAACGCAUUUUUUGCGAUAACGCGACAAAUUUUACAGGUGCCCACAAUAAACUCAAAGAGUUAAAAGAUAAAUUGCUCUCUAAUAAAAUCGUAUCAGAAAUCAAGACGCAUUGUACUCAAAAUGGCUUCGAAUUUUGUUUCAUCCCUCCUCGUGGCCCACAUUUUGGUGGAUUGUGGGAGGCCGCUGUUAAAUCUGCUAAAACCCUAUUAGUAAAAAAUCUUGCUCAAGCUCGCCUUACAUUUGAAGAACUACAAACUUUAAUUGUCGAAAUAGAAGCUAUAUUGAACUCUCGUCCUAUAGCUCCAAUGUCAGAUGACCCUAAUGAUGGAGAAGCACUUACUCCCGGUCAUCUGCUAAUUGGUUCAUCGUUGGUGUCCAUACCUCAGGAAACUUUUGAUUCUUCAAAGUUAUCCGCAUUAAAUCGAUGGCAACAAAUUUCGUAUCUCAAAAAUCAAUUUUGGCAACUGUGGUCCCGAGAUUAUCUUUUAUCGCUACAACAACGUUCGAAAUGGUCUAAAACACAACCAAAUAUCAAUAUUGGACAACUAGUCAUUAUCCAUGAAGAUAAUACUCCACCACAGAAUUGGCUCCUUGCAAGAGUCACAAAAACAAUUUUUGGUACUGAUGGACAUGUACGAGUAGUCGAAUUAAAAUCUGCUAAUGGUUUUUGUCGGCGACCUAUACACAAGGUGGCCCCUUUACCUAAUUUAUAG
This is a messenger RNA of Lucilia cuprina (Australian sheep blowfly), 4377 nucleotides long. RefSeq lists its product as uncharacterized. The transcript is spliced from 2 exons. NCBI's taxonomy places the organism in Eukaryota, Metazoa, Arthropoda, Insecta, Diptera, Calliphoridae. Gene Ontology annotation, molecular function: zinc ion binding; nucleic acid binding. The record is from RefSeq and is a predicted model, not a curated record. The coding region runs from base 1 to 4377 and encodes 1458 amino acids.